Messenger RNA from Metschnikowia bicuspidata var. bicuspidata NRRL YB-4993, 2604 nucleotides. It is a transcript of the gene ATG9, whose product is annotated as autophagy protein. Bases 1 to 2604 code for a protein of 867 amino acids. The transcript is spliced from 2 exons. NCBI's taxonomy places the organism in Eukaryota, Fungi, Ascomycota, Pichiomycetes, Serinales, Metschnikowiaceae. Gene Ontology annotation, biological process: autophagy of mitochondrion; protein localization to phagophore assembly site. Gene Ontology annotation, cellular component: phagophore assembly site; autophagosome. The record is from RefSeq and is a predicted model, not a curated record.
AUGUCCCCGCGUCCUGCCAAUACUGAUAGCAAUGGCGAGCUAUCCACCAGCGACACGUUUCUCUCGCGGGUCUUCGGACUCCAUUCAGUGUACAACAGCCUCCCUGAAAACUACCAGUAUUAUGACCCAGAAUCCCAGAUUUACAAUAUAAAUCCAGGCGAAUUGCAGGGGCACAGAGCCGGCGCUAUUUUGCCCGGCAGCCUGCGAUCAGCACUGGACAUCAAUGGCCCUGAAGGAAAUGAGCAGGGCUGGCAGGCCGAUUUUCUUAGGGCGCCUGACAAAAACCUCUUGGACUCGGAAUCCGGCCUGGAUCUCUCAUCCUCCGACUCUCUGCUGCCGCCUUCGCCGCUCUUGCGCGCCACCGACUAUUCGGGAAACCCCCAGAAAAAUCAAAUGACGGAUGCAAGCCUUUUCCCCGAUAGUGGGGGCCAAACGGGGUCCUCUGCUGUGCAUAACCAUGCCCAGGAUAUACCAACACGUCAGGGCGGUCUCGAAUCCCAAGCAGGUCUAGGACGCUCAAGAAUGGAAAUCCCGCCCCGAGAACGGGCGCUCUAUCUCUGGGCCAAUAUCGUGAAUAUGGACGAGUUUCUCAUGGAUGUCUACUACUACUACCGUGGCAAAGGCUUUUCCAGCAUUGUGCUUGCCCGUGUGGUUGACAUUUCCAUUCUCGUGUUUGUUCUCUCAUUCACGACGUUCUUGAGAUGGGGCAUUGAUUACGACUUCUUUUUUAACGGGUGGUCCUCGAACUCGGAUACCAAUCUAACGCUCGCGGAUUUGGUGAUUGCAAACUUUUUGAUGGACAGGGUGCCAUUCUCUGUCAAGGUUUUUCUUUUGGGCUUCUUUGGGUACACAGCGCUCCGGAUGCUACAGCUCUACUUCGACUACAGAUACAAGUUGUCGCAGCUUCUGAAUUUCUACAAGCACCUUCUCGGGAUUUCGGACGAUUUGGAGUUGAUGACCAUUUCCUGGUCCACCAUUGUCCAGAGGUUGAUGCAGUUGAAGGACCAAAACUCUCUCACGUCCACCAAUGCCAAUAUUCCGCCGCAAUUCCUCAAUGACUUGAACUCAAAAGUGCGCUUGAACGCUCACGACAUUGCCAACCGAAUCAUGCGCAAGGAGAACUACAUGAUUGCCUUGGUGAACAAGGACGUGCUCGACCUCUCGAUUCCAUGCCCCUCUUUUCUUCGUUCUGUAUUCUCCAGCAAGUCAGUGUUGACACGAACUUUGGAGUGGAACAUCAAGCUCUGCAUAAACAACUUUGUCUUUAGUGAAAAUGGGCAGAUCAACCAAGACAUUCUCAAAGAAAGCUCGCGCAACGCUUUGGCCCAGGAACUAAGCUCACGCUUCAAAAUGGCGGCUAUAAUCAACUUGAUUCUCUGUCCUUUCAUCGUCACAUACUUCGUCUUAUUGUACUUCUUCCGGUACUUCAACGAGUAUAAAUCUAACCCAUCUUCCUUGUUGGGUUUGCGGCAAUAUACGCCGUGGGCUGAGUGGAAACUCCGAGAGUUCAAUGAAUUGUCCCAUUUAUUCAUCAAAAGAUUGCAUCUUUCGAUCGGACCAGCAAAUACGUACAUAAACCAAUUCCCUGGCGGAGUGUUUAUGGUGAAUCUUCUGCGGCUUUUGAACUUUGUUUCAAGCGCUUUUCUAGCCGUACUUGUUAUUUUCGGUCUUCUAUUCGACGAUGAAGAGCACAACUUCUGGUCAUUUGAGAUUACCCAAAACAGAAGCACCCUUUUCUACAUAAGUGUAUUUGGUACUUUGUGGGCAGUCACCUCCAGUUCUGCAAACACGUCCACGGUGACAAACACAGCAGAAAAUCUCAACACACAAGGGGUGUCGUUCUUCUAUGACCCCGAAGCAAGUUUGAGAUACGUUUCACAGUUUACCCACUAUUUGCCAAGCUCGUGGAAUGGUAAGCUCCAUACGGUGGAAGUCAAAAAUAAGUUCUGUGAACUCUUCAGCUUGAAGAUCGUCAUUAUUAUCAAUGAAAUCUUGAGUUUGAUACUCACGCCGUUCAUUCUUUGGUUCAAAAUUCUGAACAACUCGAGCGCCAUCAUUGACUUCUUUCGCGAAUACACCAUCCAUGUUGAUGGGCUUGGGUAUGUUUGCUACUUUGCCAUGUUCAAUUUUGAGGAGAAGGAUAAAAAUAUGAUGUUUGAACUCAAAAAAAAACGGAGCGGAAAGAAACCCAAGGGCAUGCCUGCAGCAAGGCCAAAACAAAAAUCCAAGCGAUCUGACUCAGAUGAUUCUGGUGAAGACAGCACUGACUCGGAGCUUCAGGACUACUAUCAGGACGACAAAAUGAUCAAAUCCUACAUGUACUUCUUAGAGAGUUAUGGCAACAAGGCGAGCAAUGGCAAAAGGCAAGCCCCUGAAACGAUGCCAAAGCAUGUUACUGUGGACCCAGAAGCACCACUGCCAUCAGUUGUUUUGAGUAGACGUGCUGGUCUGGGAAAUACUGGGCCUGGUAGAGACGAUGGGGUACAUGAGAGUUCAUACAAUUUCUCUGAUACACUAGAGGCCAGUAUAAAGCCCGGGAGAAAAGGCCGCAAAGGAGUUUUGGGAAUGAUCAACCAAUUUUCAAAACAGGAGGUUGGGCGCUGA